GAAGCUUGACGGAUCAAUACGUUUUCGUUUAAUUUGCCAGUUCGGUUCCGGUUUUAAAUUAUUGUUGUUUUUUUACUUUGUUUAUAUUAACAUAUUCUCUCGAAUUGGAAAAUAUCGCGUCGUCUUCUGGAGCAAGCUAGAUGCAAACGGUUUUGUACUGCCUUUCUGCCCUAUUCGACAGCGUGGAUUCAUAGCUCCGUCUUCGGCUUUCUACAUUGGAAUUCGACAUAAUCAUUGGAUUACUCGUGCAAAACCCAACAUUUCGGGGAUUAAAAGAAUGCUUCUCUCGAAGUUUAACUCAUUUGCACACAUCUCAACCGUAGACAUGCCAGCAAAAAUCCAACUUCAAGUUCAUCAAGUGAAAGAUAAGGAGCCUUUUGAGAAGGUUUACCAGGUUGGCUCCGUGCUGGGAAGUGGUGGCUUCGGAACAGUUUACGCUGGGUUCAGGAUUGCCGACGGGGCGCCGGUUGCCAUAAAACAUGUGGCGAAAGAUCGAGUGACUGAAUGGGGAGAACUGACCAAUGGUGCCCGUGUCCCCAUGGAGAUUGUCCUUUUGAAGAAGGUCGGGACGGGUUUCCGUGGCGUUAUAAAGAUGCUUGACUGGUAUGAACGACCAGAUAGUUUCAUCAUCGUCAUGGAAAGACCGGAAAAUGUGAAGGACUUAUUCGAUUUCAUCACGGAGAAGGGAGCCUUACCCGAGGAGCUGGCAAAGAACUUUUUCCGCCAGGUACUAGAAGCGGUGCGACAUUGCAACAACUGCGGCGUUGUACACAGAGACAUCAAAGAUGAAAACAUUCUAAUUGAUCUCCGGACUGGUGAUUUGAAGCUUAUUGACUUUGGAUCAGGAGCACUCCUCAAAGACACCGUUUACACCGAUUUCGACGGUACUCGAGUGUACAGCCCACCAGAAUGGAUCAAAUACCAUCGGUACCACGGUCGGUCUGCUACAGUUUGGUCCCUUGGCAUUCUGUUGUAUGACAUGGUGUGUGGGGACAUCCCCUUUGAACAAGAUGAAGAGAUAGUACGGGGACAGGUCCUCUUCAGGAGACGAAUUUCUACUGAAUGUCAGCAGCUGAUCAAGUGGUGUCUGUCUCUGCGGCCGGCGGAUCGGCCGUCCUUCGAAGACAUCCUCAAUCACCAGUGGAUGUUGAACACAGCGCCCCCUACGGAGACCACAGAGAUCCGCCUCCACAGUAUCAGUCACGAGCCUGCUGCCUUCCCCGCCGUCACUGUGUGCAAAUGACUGCAGCAAAAUCCACUGACACAGACUGUAACUCUGCAAAGCACAACCGUGGCUGUCCAAAGGACCGAAACACAAACAGACAAAACAAACAAACAAACAAAACAAAAAUGCAGAAAAGACAAGAAAAACAAAUGUCGCUGUGAAUAUUUGUUUUGGCAUUGGCAGCUGG
This is a messenger RNA of Chanos chanos (milkfish), 1412 nucleotides long. RefSeq names its product Pim-1 proto-oncogene, serine/threonine kinase (gene pim1). The transcript has 6 exons. The record is from RefSeq and is a predicted model, not a curated record. Gene Ontology annotation, molecular function: protein serine/threonine kinase activity; ATP binding. Gene Ontology annotation, biological process: negative regulation of apoptotic process; protein autophosphorylation. NCBI's taxonomy places the organism in Eukaryota, Metazoa, Chordata, Actinopteri, Gonorynchiformes, Chanidae. The coding region runs from base 278 to 1243 and encodes 321 amino acids. Gene Ontology annotation, cellular component: cytoplasm.